AUGAGGACUGACCUUCUGAUACUGCCGAGUUUAUACAGUAAUGAAUCCGAAUACAAUGGCCACCAAUCGCCAUCGUUGAACCAUCCAAAUACCCAUGAAUAUCCCCUCCGUCAAGGUUCAAAAAGAAGAAUGUUUAGGGGCGAGAAACAUGGCCAGCUCUACAGCACGAGCAAGUCGUCUAUGCUUUCAGUACCCGUGUCAUACAAAUCGUUUCACUUCCCCCGCCCAAUUUGUCCCGCCAUUUUCACAAUCCACAAAUGUCCGAAUGAGCCAGGUCAUAGUACAGCAGCCCAAGAUCGCCGGUGUCAGGAUUCUGGAACAAAAUGCCGCCCCCCUUGUCUUGAAUUCCUUAGUGGAUCGUUGGCUCUAAGUCCAGGAUAA
Trichophyton rubrum CBS 118892 is the source of this 381-nucleotide messenger RNA. RefSeq lists its product as uncharacterized. The coding region runs from base 1 to 381 and encodes 126 amino acids. The transcript has a single exon. The record is from RefSeq and is a predicted model, not a curated record. Lineage: Eukaryota; Fungi; Ascomycota; Eurotiomycetes; Onygenales; Arthrodermataceae.